This is a messenger RNA of Stegostoma tigrinum, 4754 nucleotides long. RefSeq names its product WD repeat domain 24 (gene wdr24). The transcript is spliced from 10 exons. Gene Ontology annotation, molecular function: protein binding. The record is from RefSeq and is a predicted model, not a curated record. Bases 764 to 3121 code for a protein of 785 amino acids. Gene Ontology annotation, biological process: positive regulation of TOR signaling. Lineage: Eukaryota; Metazoa; Chordata; Chondrichthyes; Orectolobiformes; Stegostomatidae.
CUGACCGCCGGCUGGGCAGCGGAAGGCUUGCAGCGGUUCCACUGAACGCCGGGCGCUCUUUUAAAAGUGAAAGUGGAAUCCGCAGCUGCCUGUUUUAUUUUCGGUUUGUGUUGGCGGGCGUUCAGCCGCUCGUGGCGGUAAUGUCGGCCCCGGGCGGAGAGGCUGCAGUGACCCUGGAGCCGACACUGAGGCUGGCCUGGGCCUGGGGAGAAGGUCAGAUGAACACUCAGAUAACUUCGCCCUUAAUCUCCCUGCGAGAAAGCCCUUCCAGUUCCGAAGAAGAAGUUAUUUAUUCGAAAUAACUCCCAUUUCCGCCCACCCACAUGUUGGCGGACCUGCUGAGUUUCCCCAGCACUUGUACUUAAUUCAGAUUUGCAGCUUGAGAAUGGAGAAUACAUUGGCAGAUGGUAGAGGAUAAUUCACUGAACAACUUUGUUUAAAUUGAAACCAGGCUUUUAACGAAAUUGAUGUGAAUCUGGGGUUCUGUCUGUCUAAAACCUUGGAACUGCCUUAAAUGUGAGGAGUUAAGUUCAGCUUGACCGUGUUCACAGAACAAUGGUGAUCCGCACACUACAACAUGUCAAUAUCCAUACUGAUGUACCAGAUAAGCUGACUUGUCAAUAAGGACAAAUUCGUCAACUGUUUGAAACGUGGAACUGUGGAUUUUUUUUUUUCUCUGCCGGAUUGGGGGUACUGACAGAAUUGAAAACGGCAGCUCCCAUUUCCUAACUGGCAACGUUGCCUGUAGUUACUCGUGUUUUUGAUGGAGAAGAUGGCACGAGUGACCACAGUCCUGAGUGGCUCAACCAUCACAGGGCGAACUAUGUUCUGCCACCUUGAUGCGCCCGCCAACGCCAUUAGUGUAUGUAGGGAUGCUGCUCAGGUGGUGGUGGCGGGGCGGAACAUCUUUAAAAUCUACUCCAUAGAGGAGGAGCAGUUUGUGGAAAGGGCGAAUCUUCGGGUUGGGCGCAAGCUGUCCCUGAAUUUCAGCUGUGCUGAUGUGGUAUGGCAUCAGAUGGAUGAUAACUUACUGGCAACAGCGGCCACGAAUGGAGCUGUAGUCACGUGGAAUCUGGGCAAACCAUCUCGCAACAAACAGGAUCAGCUUUUCACCGAGCACAAGCGCACAGUCAAUAAGGUUUGCUUUCACCCCAAUGAGAUUCAUAUGCUGCUGAGUGGUUCCCAGGAUGGCUACAUGAAGUGCUUUGAUCUCCGGAAGAGGGAAUCUGUGAGCACCUUUUCUGGUCAGUCAGAAAGUGUCCGGGAUGUCCAGUUCAGUAUAAAAGACUAUUUCACAUUUGCUGCUUCAUUUGAAAAUGGUAAUGUUCAGCUCUGGGACAUAAGACGGCCAGAUAGAUAUGAGCGCAUGUUUACAGCACAUAAUGGACCUGUCUUCUGCUGUGACUGGCACCCAGAUGAUAGAGGAUGGUUGGCAACUGGAGGGCGAGAUAAAAUGGUGAAAGUAUGGGACAUUUCAACAACUAGGACCAAAGAGAUCUAUUGUGUCCAGACUAUUGCCUCAGUCGCACGUGUGAAAUGGCGACCGGAAAUGAAGUACCAUUUGGCCACUUGCUCCAUGAUGGUAGAUCACAACAUUUAUGUCUGGGAUAUCCGACGCCCAUAUAUUCCAUUUGGAAUGUUUGAGGAGCACAAGGAUGUGACCACAGGAAUUGUAUGGCGCCAUAUUCAUGAUCCUUAUUACCUCCUUUCUGGAUCAAAAGACAGCACUCUGUAUCAGCACAUGUUUAAAGAUGCCAGCCGACCUGUUGAUCGUGCCAAUCCUGAAGGGCUGUGCUAUGGGCUGUUUGGCGACUUGGCUUUUGCUGGAAAAGAUAGCAUGUUUACCAGUGACUCCAAUCGGAAAACCUAUGGAGGCGAGAGACGCUAUCCUAUCUUUUUCUUCAAGAAGCCGGAUUUAUCAGAGCAAUUUGCAAAUGUGUCCAGUGCUCUGAAUGUGUUUGAAAUGGAAGGGGGCAGUAACACCAUGGACUGGUUUGUCAACAUGGCCCAGCAGUACAUUCUGACUGGUCGGUCACUGGCUGAGCUCUGUGAUCAUAAUGCUAAAAUCGCUAAAGAAUUAUUUCGUUACCAGGUGGCUCAGACAUGGACAAUGCUGAGGAUAGUCUACUCCAACCCAGGUGCUAUUUCAUCAGUCAACUUGAAUCAAAGUCUUGGCAAGAGCGGGGGCUUGCCUCUUAUGAAUAGUCUUAAGGAGCUAUCUGUAGCACUUAACAAUGAGACGAGGUUAGAGCGGAGCAAGGCUGAAAAUCGACAAGAGAUUAAUCACUUAGAUUCCUCAAACCCUUUGAUUACUGCAAAUGAAGAGAAUGAGGAGACCGAAGGUAGUGAUGUGCCGACUGACUACCUGUUUGGCGAUGUGGAAGGAGAUGAAGAUGACCUCUACAUGGUGGACCACGAAAAUGCUCCUGCAGAGGAACAUGAAUACAUUUUGCCUCAGGAAGCAUUUCAACUGCGUCAUGAAAUUAUAGAUAAUCCUUCAGCCCCAGACCAUCUCCAAGACAAAGUGGAAUCUCCACAUGUCAGUGGCAAUGAAGCGGAGACUGUAUGUUUGACCCCAAUUGAAUCCUUUUCCCUCAUGUCAAUCUCCCAGCCCCUGUAUGAUGCCUAUCUGCCUGCUGAUUAUUUUAAUUCCCUUGUGAAAGACAUGUUGCAUUACUAUGCAGAGCAGGGAGAUGUGCAGAUGGCUGUAUCUGUUCUCAUCGUACUUGGGGACCGUAUACGGAAAGAAAUUGAUGAACAGACGCAGGAACACUGGUACACAUCAUAUAUCGACCUGCUGCAGCGCUUCAAACUGUGGAAUGUCUCAAAUGAGGUGAUCAAAUUGAGCACAUGCAGCUCCAUCAACUGUUUAAACCAGGCAUCAACCAGCCUUCACAUCAACUGCAGCAACUGUAAACGACCAAUGAGCAGCAAAGGCUGGAUCUGUGAUAGAUGCCGCCAGUGUGCUAGCAUGUGUGCUGUGUGUCACCAAGUUGUUAAAGGGCUGUUUGUUUGGUGCCAAGGAUGUAGCCAUGGUGGGCACUUACAACACAUCAUGAACUGGUUAAGGACUAGUUCGCAUUGCCCUGCUGGAUGUGGCCACCUCUGUGAAUAUACCUGAAAAUCUCAACAUGGCAUCCAGUGAGCAGUGACUGGAUUUGUAAUUGUCUACUGUUUGUGGACAGUGCUGCAACUUCCCAAAAUUUUAAAAACGUAUGCUUCAGAUACAAAAAUGGGUUAAGUUUGGGUACAGUGAAAAUCAACUGAUCCACCAUUUAAAAAUUGAUGUGUUAACUGAAGUAAUUUAGCUGUGGAGUUUUAUUUUCCUGUUACAGUUUUGCCACCUAGUUUUUUGAAGUGGUAUCUGCAAGAAAUACUUUUAAGGGACUAUGAAUGCAUCUUAUUGAAGCAUGCAUGGGUGGCUUGCUUUCCAGUCACUGAUAGUACGAUAUGGAAAUGUGUCUCAAAGCAACACAAAUGCAGAAAACUGCUUUAUAAAACAACAGGAAUAGAUCCCACAUUGAAUGGGUGUGAUACCAAUUUAUCACAAGACAACAGGCAGAGCAUUCUCUACUCUGAUUACCACAGGCCCAGUCAUCAGGAGUGCUUAUCUGCACAUAAGUUAUAGUAAAGCUGAAGAAAAACACUCCAUUUUGGUAAACUUAUUUGGAUAGUCAAUAUCAUUUAAAACGUUGGAAGAAUAACUCCAGAAGUGGGUCAUUCAGUGCCUUUUGUAUGCUGUGCAUAAAAUCAUUCUCCCAAGUCUAAAAUUACAAAAUGUAAAGGUCCAAACAUUUUGGGUAAGGGGAACCAGAGUAGGUUGAGAACCUAAGAAUCCCCUCCAAUUCAGUAUGAGAUUGUCAGCAGUGGAUCUGAUGGAUAUUCGAAGUUUCAAUGCUGCUUGCAAGCAUGAGAUCACAGCAUUCUUAAGUGUUGAGUUAUUGGACAUAGCAAAGCAUGCAUCAGCUAAUUUUUUAAAAAAAAAAUUACAGUUCCCCACUGUGGGAAUCGUGAAGUAAUGUCCUAGACAUUGGUCAACAAGCAACUUCAAUUCAGCCAUAUUCUACCAACGUCAAUUGAGACAUUUCCUAUUUCCAACUCACUGCCUCAUUUUUCAGGUUAUAUGCUGCCUACUCACCAAAUGUCACGUUGUUGUUCAUCUGCAGUUGUUUCAUGCUAGUGCAAUGUUGAAAAGAGGAAACUCAUUUCUUGGCCAUAAUCUUGAGCAAAGAAACAGUCUAGCCUCAUCUACAAAAGGUAUUUCAAUGGUUUUCCAUUGGAUUUUAAAUUUUGUUGAGAAUAUUUAGUGGAACAUUGCUGUGUCUUUGAGUUACAUUCCAUAUGUAAAGAAAACCUCGAUUCACAGCUGGAUGUACAAUUUUUGAUAAAUUGUAAUAAAGACUUUAACAUGAAAUUAAAGUUAAAAUGAACUCUCCUGCAUGUUAUUGGAGGUUGUAAGAGACAGAAGGUUGUCAGAAAAUUAAUUUAGUCAUCUUGUAUUAUAAAUGUUAUAUUUAAGAUUAGAGUACUUUUAAAAAUAUAAUAGUUUAUUUUACAAUGAAUCUUGCUAGAAGUAACUAUUAGUGUACUCUUGCAGAAAUGCUGUAAAAUAAACCUUGGUUGCAAUAGUUUCUUAUUUAAUUCAUUUUCCAUCCCUGUGCAUACAAUUUUCCUCUAAUAUAUAUUGUAAUGUAUUUAAUAACAUAACCCUAUUAAGGUUGGUGUAAAUAAAGCUAUCAAUAAUGGUUGCCUGA